Molecule: messenger RNA, 705 nt
Organism: Effrenium voratum
Lineage: Eukaryota; Dinophyceae; Suessiales; Symbiodiniaceae
Source: the annotation of a GenBank genome assembly
AUGCAAGCGCGCAUGGCGUAUUUUGAGGACCGGGAUUUUUUCUACGAUGACUGGCUCGCAGACGCAGCCCGGGAUGAGUGCCUUGACCUUGACAUGUUUGAAGGCAGCAUCUACAGCGGCGCCGGGCGCGAAUUCAGCCCAUUCUAUGAUGACUUCGGCAUCUCCGAGGAGAAGUUAAAGGACACGUUGACCAAGAGCUGCACCUUGCUAGACGCCCUGGAUGACAUGCAGUUCGGGCUCGCAUUCUUCCUGAAGAGUUGCCGUCUGCCGCUUGAGGCGAAGCACAAGAUCCGCGGCUUCGUUCGCUCCGCAGAGGAGUUCGAUGGUAGGGAGGUGCUGGGCUUGCACAAUGGCCAGAGCUACUUUCUUCAUUCCAUGGCGUGCCUGCCAGCUGGUCGUUUGCUUUGCUCUCAAAGCUUCUCGGGGCCAAGAAUGUCGGUAGCUGACCACUACACCCGCCUGGGCUGCCCGGUUGCCCCCACAGCAGCUGUUGCCAUAGUCACAAGCUGUGAGGAGGAUUCCUUUUGCGAGGACUGCUGGGUUCCGUUGCCGGCGGAAUUUGCAGUUCUGGCGCCGGGCAAAGUAUUUCCUUGUGGCACUGGCACUGGGUAUCUGAAUGAGAUGCUGGAGGGGUUCGACGACUCAUUCGAAGAGCCACGGGUGUAUGAGGAAGCCAUUGGGUUCAGUCAGGAGGAGGAGGACUAG